UGCAGCCUCGACGGGGCGGUGGCCGCUGCGGACACGCAACAGAUCUGGGGACCGCGGAAUGGAGCCUGGGGGAGGAGGGGGCGGGGCGGGUGGAAGGUAAGUGCAGGAAGGCGUGGGUCGCGUGACACCCCAGGGGUCCCGAGCGCCAGACCCCGCCUGCCCGCAGGUACCGCCCUUGCCCUCCCCACCCAAGUCCUCCUCUCCCAGCAAAGCGGGAUCCAGAAGUGAAACCGCCAGGGUCACAGCCCAGCGCCAUCGCUGCGCCGCGCCGCGCCCCGCCCUUCCGGGCACUGCAGCGAGAAUGAAAUAGUAUUCAUCAAUAGAAAGGAACGCCUGGGACACAGCACUGGAUGGAGGCUUGCUCUGAUACAACAGAGCAAACGUCACAUGCUGCAAGAGUCCAUUUAUGUGAAAUGUCCAGAAAAGUUUAGAGAGCAGAGCAGCGAUUGCUUGGGGCUGGAGUUGGAAGCUGCAAGCAAACAGGAAAGGCCUUCUUAGAUCCAUUGAAAUAUCCUAUAACUAGAUGGGAUGACGUCAGAACUCAGCAAACACAGACCGACCCAACAAUGAACAGUUUCAAGGGACACCAGAAUGGGUGACUUGUUACGAUACUGUAGUGGUGCUUCAGGGAAGGAAGAGACAGGGAGGACCCAGGCUGCAGUUCCAGAAUUACAAACUGAGUUCAAUGACACUAGCCCUCUAGCAAGAGGCAGGGAUGAGGAGUGUGCAUAAAGUGGGGGUCAGCACUUCAGAGUCAAAAGAACUAGAGUUCUGGGCUGAUGAAGACGCUUGACCUGUAAGAGACAGACCUUUGAGACAGAAUCUGAUACUCUGAGUUCAAUCCCUGGGACCCACAUGAUAAGAUGGAGGAGGCCGAAAGUUGCUGUACUCUGACCUUCAAAAGCAUGCUAUGGCAUGGCCCCCACCUCCAAUACACACUCGUCCACAAAUUAAUAAAUAAAUGUAGUAAGUUUUAAAGAUGCCCUCGCAUGCAUAAAUUCACACUUAUACACAUAUAUACGUAAUUAAAAUAUUCUUAAAAGUUAAAAAAAAAAGAACUCGAAAGAAAAGCAGUAUGGUGUGGUUUCAAACGCUAUCAUCGUUCGAGAGGUAAAUAGCAACACCAAUCACAGACCAUCAGCUACCUCGGCCGCCUGCCCCAUUUUCUCUGUCUUUUGUAAAUGGAAAAUAGCUUUGUGAUCACAGGCAGUUCGUUAGUAAGCAAAUCCAUGACUGUGAGCAUUGGAUGCCAAUGAGCUCUCAGAACCCAGGAUCAGUGCUGGUCCAGGAUAUUCGCUCUGCAGCUGGAUCAAGAUGUAGCAGUACCUGCUGACGGCAGAGGGCGCCCCGACGCAAAGCGAGGUCCGGACACGCCCACGGACACGCCCCCCACGUGACUUUGGCGUGGCGUCACACCCGGAAGCAGCCCUGCAGCGGAGCGGGCAGCAAUGAGUGGGGAGCCAGCGCCGGUGUCCGUAGUGCCCCCUCCCGGGGAGGUGGAAGCAGGCAGUGGAGUCCACAUCGUGGUGGAGUACUGUAAACCCUGCGGCUUUGAGGCGACCUACCUGGAGCUGGCGAGCGCUGUGAAGGAGGAGUAUCCGGGCAUUGAGAUUGAGUCGCGACUCGGGGGGACAGGGGCCUUCGAGAUUGAGAUCAAUGGACAGCUGGUGUUCUCCAAGCUGGAGAAUGGAGGGUUUCCUUAUGAGAAAGACCUCAUGGAAGCCAUCCGAAGAGCCAGCAAUGGAGAACCUGUAGAAAAGAUCACCAACAGCCGGCCUCCCUGUGUCAUCCUGUGACUAAGAAAUGAUUCUUGGAAGCUUGGUUCUGGGGUUUAAACCUUUCCUUGUGGUUACGCUAGGAAUCCCUCUACCUUUAGCCCCUCACUUGGCCCUAGGUAACUAAGACCCUGACUUCACUUUGCCUCUUAGGGCACAAGGAGGGACUAGACAUUUCUGUGGCCAAAGGCAGAAAAGAGAUGUUCUCUGUGAACAUCACCAUCGCUCUCCCGGGAUCUGUGCCCUCUGCAGUUUGGUCCUCUCCCCAGCGUGGCAAUACCUUUCAGAUGCCACGGUUGCUAUAACUUAUUUUCCCUGAAUCCUGGGCAGUGUCGGCUCUUGGCAAUAAAGAGUAAUUACAAAUGCUUGUGUCAA
Mus musculus (house mouse) is the source of this 2150-nucleotide messenger RNA. It is a transcript of the gene Mien1, whose product is annotated as migration and invasion enhancer 1. Lineage: Eukaryota; Metazoa; Chordata; Mammalia; Rodentia; Muridae. Gene Ontology annotation, biological process: positive regulation of filopodium assembly; positive regulation of cell migration; negative regulation of apoptotic process. The record is from RefSeq and is a predicted model, not a curated record. The transcript has 5 exons. Gene Ontology annotation, cellular component: plasma membrane; cytoplasmic side of plasma membrane; cytosol. The coding region runs from base 1449 to 1796 and encodes 115 amino acids.